This is a messenger RNA of Penicillium brevicompactum, 1905 nucleotides long. Its product is annotated as aldehyde dehydrogenase family protein. The transcript has 3 exons. Lineage: Eukaryota; Fungi; Ascomycota; Eurotiomycetes; Eurotiales; Aspergillaceae. Bases 1 to 1905 code for a protein of 634 amino acids. The record is from RefSeq and is a predicted model, not a curated record. Gene Ontology annotation, molecular function: aldehyde dehydrogenase (NAD+) activity.
AUGGAUUGCCUGGCAUCGCAUAUUCCACCAUCACUGCGUUCUCUUUUUGAGGCGUAUGCGCUUCCCGGUUCGGAGCAGUAUGUCCCAUACGUCGGUGUUGCGCUGACCUCCCUACUCGCCGUGUACGUGGGGUAUCUCUAUUACCGGAGCUGGAAGGAGGCUGCAGUCACAUUCAAUGUGCCUAUCCCAUCGGAGGUUCGCAAGAGCGGCGCGGGCAAGACCUGGGAGGAGGUUCAGGGGCAACAAAAGAUGGUGUUGCAAGAUCAAGUUCGGGGGAAAUGGAACCACCAAUUGAUUAUGAGCUACUGUCCCGCCGAUGGUAGAGUGCUUGGAAACGGAACAAAGCCCGCGACUGUCGACGAUGUCAACGAGGCGGUUCGGAUGGCGGGAGCUGCUCAGCGCGAGUGGGCCAAGUCCACUUUCCCUGAGCGCAGACAGGUUCUCCGAACAUUGCUGAAAUAUGUCCUCGACCACCAAGACGACCUCGUUACCGCAUGCUGCCUCGAUUCUGGAAAAACAAAAGUGGACGCUUCAUUUGGUGAAAUUCUUGUCACGGUGGAAAAGCUCAAGUGGACGAUUGACCAUGGUGAGAAGGCAUUGCUGCCAGAGCGACGUCCUACCAACUUCCUCAUGAUGUACAAGAAGAACAUGGUCACAUACGAGCCUCUUGGAGUGGUCGGUGCUUGUGUGUCCUGGAAUUACCCCCUUCACAACUUCAUCGGUCCCGUCAUCAGCGCACUCUUCACUGGUAACGCAGUUGUGGUCAAGCCAUCCGAGCAAACAGCAUGGUGUUCAAAGUUCUUCCUCGAAAUGGUCCGCGGUGCACUGUCUAGCUGUGGUCACUCGCCCGAUCUAGUUCAAAUGCUUGUCUGUCUCCCUGGUGUCGCAGAUGCCUUCACCUCGCACCCAGACGUUGCUCAUCUGACAUUCAUCGGAUCCCGACCUGUUGCCCACAAGGUGUGUGCAUCAGCGGCUAAGGCUCUCAUCCCAGUGUGUGUCGAGUUAGGUGGCAAAGACCCAGCCGUUAUCCUUGACGACUCCCGCACUCUUCGCAACCUCUCCUCUAUUGCCUCUAUUCUCAUGCGCGGUGUCUUCCAAUCAGCUGGUCAAAACUGCAUCGGUGUGGAGCGCAUCGUCGCUCUUCCAGGUGCUUACCAGCGUCUCAUUGAAAUUGUCACUCCGCGCAUUCAAAAGCUCCGUCUUGGAUCCAUCCUCCUUGAUACCACGACUCCAGACAUGGGCGCUAUGAUCUCUCCUGCCUCCUUUGCUUCUCUCGAAAUCCUCAUCAAUGAAGCCGUAAGCCAAGGAGCCCGUCUGCUCGCUGGCGGCACUCAGCACAAGCACCCAGUCCACGAGCACGGCCACUAUUUUGCACCGACCCUACUCGUAGAUGUGACCCGCGACAUGCGCAUCGCUCAAACUGAGCUCUUUGCUCCCGUCUUCCUCCUUAUGCGCGCGGAGUCCGUCGCCGAUGCAAUCGCCAUCUCGAACUCGACACCGUACGCCCUGGGCGCAAGUGUCUUUGGUCACAACCAGAGAGAUGUGCAGGCUUGCGUCUCUAGCAUCUCAGCUGGUAUGGUCGCCAUUAAUGACUUUGGUAGCUACUACGCUGUGCAGCUUCCUUUCGGUGGCGUGCGGGGUUCUGGGUAUGGACGAUUUGCUGGAGAAGAAGGACUGCGUGGACUGUGCAACACCAAGGCUGUUUGUGCCGAUCGCUUCCCCAAGUUGAUUGGCACCGCUAUCCCACCACGUGUGGACUACCCUAUUCAAAAGAAAGAGGGUGCGGCUGGUGCUAAAGAUGGUCAGAAAGCUUGGGAGAUGUGCAAGGGUGUUGUUGAGACGGGAUACCAGUAUACCCUAGGUGGGUGGAUCGCUGGUCUUCUGCGGUUGUUGAGCAAUAUGUGA